AGGCGCGCUCAGACAAUCAGUGUGUGUCUGUGUGUGUGUAAGUGAGAGAGAGAGAGAGGUAGAAACAAGAGGAGAGAGGAGCUGGCUGGGAAACAACAGUUGAACAACAAAUCCAGUGUUGCAUGCAGCCUCUCCGGAUACCUCUGCUGUCUUUCUGCUGCCGGUCACUGAAGACCCUGAUGGAUUAAGGCAGUGGGGGAUGGAGCAGCCUGCCCAAGAAACCCUCCUACUACCUAAAGCUUGCUGAAUUUGAACCUACAGUGAGCUGACAGGAACAAAGCAGAGUCAAAGAUAAUCUCCUUUUGUGCAGCCUUGUGACAGAACAGACUCUGUAAGGAGGAGGAAGAAAAGCAACUACGUUACACGUUGGACAUCCCGUGAGGAUCAAGAGCCUCAGGGUGGCCUGAUCAUGAAACCUUCCAUCUCUGGGGGCUCCCCCUCUGGUCUUCUGCUGGUUCUAAUGUGCUGCCCCCUCCUGGGCUUGGUCCAUUCUGCCAGCAGCAGCAACAAGGCCAGCGAUAACGGACACGCACACCUGGGAGAUGCUGACCCAGACCGCUGCAUGAGGCAUCACUUUGUGGAGACCAUCACACACCCAAUUUAUAAAUGCAACUCCAAGAUGGUGUUGCUGGCGCGCUGCGAGGGCCACUGCAGCCACACAACCCGCUCCGACCCCCUCAUCUCAUUCAGCUCAGUGCUCAAACAGCCCUUCAAGAGCACCUGCUCCUGCUGCCGGCCGCACACCUCCAAGCUGAAGGCGGUGAGGCUGCGCUGCACUGGCGGGACUCGCAUUACGGCCACUUACAGAUACAUCCUCGCCUGCAACUGCGAGGAGUGCAGCUGAGCAGACAGCAGCACCCUCCCAGACCCUCAAGACUCUCAAGAGCCGGCAUUUUUCUUGGCCACAGACCUUCCUCUCAAGCUGUCCAAAGCAUUUUGGUUGAUUAUUGGAUCAGAAAACAGCCCCAGAGAUACUGGUUGUUAACUUGUGAGUGAUAGUUUGGAGCAGUCAGAUCAGCCUCACGUGGGCCUUAAAAUUGACCUACAGCCCUUGGGACUCAGACAGAACAUACUAUACCCUCUCUAUUAUGUGCAUUCAAUCAGUACAAACAAUGCAAAGCAUAUUUCUUCAGCUCACAAGGCCAGACACCACAAACUGCAGCUCCCAGGAGCCCGCUGGAGACCCUCCUCGCUGCAGAGACACACUGCACUCAUUAUAAGCCUCCGUAAUUCAUAACACACACGCUCAAGAACCACAGAAUGAGAGCUCAUUGCAAAUAUCUGUAACAGCCUUCUCCCAGCUCCAUAAAAAAAAGAAAAAAAGAAAAGAAGCGUUUGACGACUAAACAAAAUGCCUCGUUAAAAA
This is a messenger RNA of Pelmatolapia mariae (spotted tilapia), 1366 nucleotides long. RefSeq names its product norrin cystine knot growth factor NDP (gene ndp). Gene Ontology annotation, molecular function: cytokine activity; frizzled binding. Gene Ontology annotation, biological process: Norrin signaling pathway; positive regulation of DNA-templated transcription; Wnt signaling pathway. NCBI's taxonomy places the organism in Eukaryota, Metazoa, Chordata, Actinopteri, Cichliformes, Cichlidae. The transcript is spliced from 3 exons. The record is from RefSeq and is a predicted model, not a curated record. Bases 410 to 844 code for a protein of 144 amino acids.